Messenger RNA from Cervus elaphus (red deer), 1723 nucleotides. Its product is annotated as orphan sodium- and chloride-dependent neurotransmitter transporter NTT5-like. The coding region runs from base 504 to 1415 and encodes 303 amino acids. The record is from RefSeq and is a predicted model, not a curated record. NCBI's taxonomy places the organism in Eukaryota, Metazoa, Chordata, Mammalia, Artiodactyla, Cervidae. The transcript is spliced from 6 exons. Gene Ontology annotation, biological process: sodium ion transmembrane transport. Gene Ontology annotation, cellular component: membrane.
GGAUUGAAGUAGGAAAAGGAUCCUUGGGAGAAUACCCUGAAAUGGGACUGGAAGGAGUGGGUGGAUGUGAAGAAGGGGGAGGCAUACCUGGUCCUGCAGUUCCCUCCAUGGCCAGUUCACCUCAGAUUCUGAAUGCGCACGGACCAACCCCACCACAUACUUCUGGUACCGGAAGGUAUUGAAGGCCACAGAUGAAAUCGAGGUAGAUGGGAAACCACUCUUACAUUUGAGUGCCUCUGUCCUUGUGAUCUGGUUAAUCAUCUGCAUCUCCAUGAUCAAAGGGCCAAAGUCCACUGGGAAGGUGAGCUACCCUCUGACUUACUAAUUCAGUGGACUUCCUUCUAUCUGAGAUCCCCUAAUAUUCUCCUAACUUGAUGCCUAUACAUCUCCAACUUCUCAUUCCCUCUAAUCUGACCUCCCUCUGAUUCCCAAUAGCCUUUGAUCUUAUUCUACAGACUUCUGCCUCUGCUGAACUUUCUUUGUGAAUCAUACUUCCUACUCAGAUGCUGUAUAUCUCAGUACUCCUUCCCUACAUCAUCCUUUUCUCUCUUCUUAUCCGGAGUCUCAUGAUGAAAGGCGCAUAUUUUGGCCUCAAGAAUUUGUUGGCUGCCAAGGUACCAGCCCUGUAUUCUAUGGAAGUGUGGCGCCGAACAGGAAACCAGCUGUUUUUGUCCUUGGGCCCCGGCUUUGGCAGCUUCACAGCAAUCAGCUCGUACAUCCCUCGGUCCAAUAACUGUAUCAUUGAUGCCUAUGCUGUGGCUUUUCUCAACUUGCUUGCCUCACUGACUACCACGGUGUUUGUAUUUGCUGUAAUGGGCCACUUGGUCACAGAUAGCAACGAAAAAUGUUACUUGAUGAAUGCCAAAAAAGUGAUGGAUCUGAUCAUUGCCCAGGUCCUGCCGCCUGAGGCCCACCCUCCAGACAGUCUAUACUAUGAUCCGAGCUCCAUCUACCCCAAGUGGCUCAACAACCUCCCUGAACACAUCAAAAACAGAAUCCUACCCAAUUUGACUGAAUGCGACUUAUCUAAGGAAUUGAAUAAGGUUAUGUUCGGUCCAGGUGUGGUCAUUGUGACCUUUAGUGAUAUCAUCUCUUUGUUUUCUGGACCCACCUUCUGGUCCAUCAUUACCUUCCUGUUGCUGGUGAACCUGGGGCUGAGCACUGUGAUAGGAAUCAUACAAGGCAUCAUCACCCCUCUCCAGGAUACUUUCUCCCUCAGGGAGCAUUCAAAACUGCUCACAGUGGGUGUCUGUGUGCCUAUGUUCCUGGGCAGCCUCCUUUUUGUGAGGCCCUCAGGCAGCUACUAUGUGAACCUGCUGGAUGACUACUGGGUAUCUCUGCCCCUUUUCUUCAUUGUCAUCUUGGAGACCAUUGCCAUGGCCUGGAUAUAUGGGGCCAGGAGUCAAAUGAGGUGACCCGAAUUUAUCCAUCAUGGGCUAAAGCCUUGCUUAUAUUCCUCGUCAUCAUCACCGUCCUGCCUGUCCCUGUCUACUUUUUCUACACCGUCAUCAUUCGGGUGGUUUCUCCUGUCUCCAUGAUCCACAAUACGGCCAUAAUAACCUUCCAACCUGAAGCUAAGGGGGACUCACCGAAGGCUGGUCCACGGCUUCAGGUGAGGCAAAAAAGACAAAAGAUUAUUAAAAUGGAUAAACCAAAAACAGAGGGAAAACUUUCUGCCCUGUGAAUAAUUCCUAUUGGAAAUAAAGACUUGGUUCAUUUGGCA